Molecule: messenger RNA, 1643 nt
Organism: Stereum hirsutum FP-91666 SS1
Lineage: Eukaryota; Fungi; Basidiomycota; Agaricomycetes; Russulales; Stereaceae
Exons: 5
Coding region: 156-1643 (495 amino acids)
Biological process (GO): protein deubiquitination; ribophagy
Cellular component (GO): ribonucleoprotein complex; cytosol; Ubp3-Bre5 deubiquitination complex
Molecular function (GO): mRNA binding
Source: RefSeq, a predicted model, not a curated record
CUCGCGCUCGUCGCCGCCGUCGCUCUCCUCGUCUUGCUCGCUGUCCAGCCCAUUCGACUCCUUUGCUCCCACGCUUUGCUGUAUCAAUCUUACCUAGAUUUGUUCACGCACGUCUUUUCUCAUUCGUCUUCACCACCUCGCAUCGAUUCACCGUCAUGACCAACACCACUCCCUCUGCUGAAGCUUCUCACAACACUGUCGUUCCUUCUGAAGUCGGAUGGCAGUUUGUGCCGCAAUACUACACUUUCGUCAAUAAACAACCGAACCGCCUCCAUUGUUUCUACACCAAGUCCUCCACGUUCAUUCAUGGUACGGAAGGGGAAGAUGGGAAACCGGCUUUCGGCCAACAGGAAAUCCAUAACAGAAUUACGUCCAUUGGUUUCGAAGACUGCAAGGUUUUCAUUCACUCGGUGGACGCCCAAUCCUCGGCAAACGGCGGCAUCAUCAUCCAGGUCAUUGGCGAGAUGUCAAAUCGCGGCGAACCUUGGCGCAAGUUCGUCCAAACGUUCUUCCUUGCCGAGCAGCCCAACGGUUACUUCGUCCUCAACGACAUCUUCCGCUUCCUCAAGGAGGAAACCGUUGAGUCCGAUGAGGAUGGUGCUGCUGCCUCCGAGUCCUACUCCGAGCUUCCCUCGGUAGCUCCUGUUGAACCCAGUCCUUCGCCUGCCCCCGAGCCUGUUCCUUCAAAAGAGGACAGCGCCCCUUCUGUCGAGGCUGUUGAAGAGGAGCCCGCUCCCCCGUAUGAGCCUGAACCCGAGGCCGAGCCCAUCGUCGAAAAGGCCGCCCCUACUGAAAUCAACGGUCACGCCGAGCCAGCGGAGAAGGAACCCACACCGGCACCCGAGCUCCCUCCCACCGAGCCUGAACAACCCGCCGUCGCCGCUCCCCCCACCCCCAUCCCCGAAUCCGCCGCUCCCUCUCCCGCCGUUGCCCCAUCUCCCGCCCCACCAACACCAGCUGCCGCUCCUUCGCCCGCACCCGCCCCCGCGUCUCCGGCACCACCACCGCAGGCCGUGGCUCCCCAGCCCGCGGCUCCUCCUGUGCCGAAGACCUGGGCGAACCUCGCGGCUGCGAACUCGAAGAAGUGGGGUGCGGCCGUGGCGCAGGAGUCGAGGGGGACGAGCGAGGUGCCGGCUGCGAGCUCGUCGAAUCCGCCGAGUGGGGCGCAGAGUCCUGCUGGGCCUGGCCCGAAUGCUGGACGGAUAUCGAGGGAUGCGCAUCCGGCAUACCAGGCUGCGCAGAAUAUUCCUACCGCUCAGUGUUUCGUGAAGAGUGUCCAAGAAAACGUCUCCGAUCAAGCCCUCCGCCAAACGCUCACCACCCGUUUCGGUCCCAUCAAGGAGAUCGAGAUCGUCCGUUCCAAAGCGUGCGCCUUCCUCGAGUUCCAGACCAUCGACGCCGCCAGGAAAGCGAUCAUCGCGUCUCUGCCCGUCCAGCAGGGCGGUGAAGGUGGAAUUCGUGUCGAUAUUGGUGAUGGCCAGCAGAUGAGGAUCUCGGUGGAGACGAGGAAGGAGAGGGGUGAGAGGCCGGGGUGGCUUCAGGGGACGGGGUGGACCGAGGGGGAGGGGGAUUGGAACGAAGUAGGCGGUGAACUCGUGGUUGGCGGAGGUGUCAUACGUGGUGAGAGGAGGGCCGUGGUCUAG